Nothoprocta perdicaria is the source of this 1543-nucleotide messenger RNA. It is a transcript of the gene PPM1M, whose product is annotated as protein phosphatase, Mg2+/Mn2+ dependent 1M. Lineage: Eukaryota; Metazoa; Chordata; Aves; Tinamiformes; Tinamidae. The record is from RefSeq and is a predicted model, not a curated record. The transcript has 8 exons. Gene Ontology annotation, biological process: protein dephosphorylation. The coding region runs from base 62 to 826 and encodes 254 amino acids. Gene Ontology annotation, molecular function: protein serine/threonine phosphatase activity.
GGAGCAGCACGAGGAAUGGCUCAUCCUCUGCUCCACGCAGGAUGAAGUAAUCGGGCAGGAGAUGGAGGCUACGAACCAGACGGGAGGCUGCACGGCCCUGGCAGCCCUUUAUUUCCAGGGAAAGCUCUACGUGGCGAAUGCUGGGGACAGCAGGGCAAUUCUUGUCCUGAAGGACGACGUUGUGCCCAUGAGCUGCGAGUUCACACCCGAGACGGAGAGGCAGCGGCUCCAGCACUUGGCCUUUCUCUUCCCCAAGCUCCUGGACGGCGAGUUCACACGCUUUGAGUUUCCACGGCGGUUGAAGGGGGACGACGUGGGCCAGAAAGUCCUGUACCGGGAUUACUUCAUGGAGGGCUGGGGCUACAAGACAGUGGAGAAGGCCGACCUCAAGUACCCUCUUGUCCACGGCCACGGRAAGCAGGCUCGCUUGCUGGGGACUCUGGCCGUCUCUCGAGGGCUGGGGGAUCAUCAGCUCAAAGUCAUCGACACCAACAUUGAAGUGAAACCUUUCCUCUCGUGCAUUCCUAAGGUGAAGGUGUUUGACUUGGCUCUGCAUGACAUAAAGGAAGACGACGUCCUCAUCAUGGCAACCGACGGCCUUUGGGAUGUUCUGGGCAACGAAGAGGUGACCCACAUGGCCAGGAGCUUCCUUGCAGAGAACAGGACAGACCCCCACAGGUUUUCACAACUUGCCAAGUGCUUGGUAUGCAGAGCAAGAGGGAAGAAAAGAGGCCACCAGUGGAUGCUGGAUGACAGCCACGAAGCCUCCUACGAUGACAUCUCCGUGUUUGUCAUCCCCCUGCACAACAGGGAUGAGAGGUGCUAGCAUGGCCCACGGGGCCCCCCUACUGYGGGGCUGCAUCAAAGCACCGCUGAGGGACCGCUGGGGUGCAGCUUGCAGUGAAACCAGUCGGUUCCAGUAAAGCCCCMCCACGUGGAACCUGACAAACCUCAUACAAGAGGAUCGAGAAGAUUCUCUUUAUGAACAUGCAAGGAAGGAACAGUGGGCAGCAAGUCAUUCCUCUUGCUCCGUCCUCUCUGUUGUGCUAAUGAGAGGCUCCAAGGCAGCCACAGAAGCUCGAGAGCCCUAUUUCCAACAUUUUCCUGGUGCACUUGGUCUCCAGUCCACAUUGGAUUGACCUUUUCAGUUUGCACAAGAGCUCCUGCCAGGCUGCAGAAUUGCUGCAUGUGAAUGGCAGCUGAGCUUAGUCCUGCAGAACUGGAUGCUCAGCCUGCAGAGGCCAGAAGGGGCUGUUAGUGCUAGGACUAGGGCAGCGUUACCAAUGGCCAGGCAGCCCCAAGGCUGAAGCAGUUGCCCUGGGCUCUUCCCAGGGAGAARAGUGCUUCUCAGAGGCAGCACCACUUCAAAACAAGCUGCUGUUAUCAGAUGAAGCCGAUCAUGCCUUAACUACUUAAGAACAUUUUAAGUAUAUGGCUAACGAUGCACUUCUAACAAAGGUGUGGAAGUCCAUGACCCUCAACAGUUCUCUGUUCCUUCAGGUAAUUUGCCAUUCACAGGGAGGCUCCUGUUGUAGCACUAGCA